GCAGGGGUAUUUCCAGUAAAGCCGGAAGUUACGUUAUUCGUUUACCCUUGUCAACUUUGUUUACUUCGGUUUACGAUACUACAAAAGGAAAGUAGAAAUCGUUUCUUUCAUCAAAAAUCAUGACGUUGAACGUAUUAAAUCAGACAAUAUUUGUUCAGGUGAAAUGGCGGAAGUAGCUACCAUGCAACGACCGGAUCACUUAGCAAACCUGCCAAACGUAGCAAACAGUAAUAAUUUAGGUGGUAUCCGACUGCAGACUCAUGGACAACGUGGAGAGGAGCCUAUGGAAAUAGAGGAUAACCCUUGUCCGUCUGGAGCUAUGGGCAUUCUUGUCGGCACUCAGGGCAGUGCUCCGCACAGAGAGGAGGAAAACUGCUCAAUAUGUUUAGACAAUUUCACAAACAAGACUGCUCUACCGAAAUGUUCACAUGAGUUUUGUAAGGAGUGUAUAGAACAACAGUUUAAGUACAAACCAUCAUGUCCGAUAUGUGGAACUGUUUAUGGUAAAAUUAUAGGAACACAGCCUCCCGGCCAUAUUAACAUUCAACGUUUAUCCAACGGAAACUUACCGGGAUAUGAACAAUUUGGCAUCAUUUCUGUGUCUUACUCAUUCCCUAAUGGAGUCCAGGGGCCGGAACACCCCCAUCCAGGGACAAGAUUUUCUGGUACCAGCAGAACGGGGUACUUUCCGGACUGUCCAGAAGGGGUCAAGGUGGUAAGAUUACUUAAAGUGGCAUUUGACCGUCGCCUUGUCUUCACCGUUGGAAGGUCAAGGACAACAGGAGCUGACAAUGUUGUAACCUGGAAUGAUAUACACCAUAAAACAGCAUUUAACGGUGGACCCCAGAAUUUUGGAUACCCUGACCCUACAUACUUGGGGAGAGUUACAGAAGAGAUUGCAGCAAAAGGCGUAACAGAGGCAGAUCUAGAUCAUACAACCCUGAAUAUUAUACACUAACAUUGGCAGGAAAUCAGAUAUUAUGCAGUAGACCAUCGCACACAAUGUUUAUAUCAAAUGACUGACUUGAUAUUAUUGGUCAAAAAUUUUGACCAUACAGUUAAUAAUUUUUCAAGCACCAAGGAGAGGUCCAAAGGUGUGCAUUGUAAUUGAUUUCUCAAGCCCCUGUGAUAAUUAGAUAUCUAGCAUAAAUAUUGUAUGGAGUGGGAGAGGGAUGUGUGGGGUUGAGAGAGGGAUGUGGGGCUGAGAGAGGGAUGUUUGGGGGUUGAGAGAGGGAUGUGUGGGGUUGAGAGAGGGAUGUGUGGGGUUGAGAGAGGGAUGUGUGAGGUUGAGAGAGGAAUGUUUGGGGGUUGGGAGAGGGAUGUUUAGAGUUGAGAGAGGGAUGUGUGGGGUUGAGAGAGGGAUGUGGGGCUGAGAGAGGGAUGUUUGGGGGUUGAGAGAGGUAUGUUUUGGGUUGUGAGACUAGGAGAGGGUUAUGUGGGGUUGGUAGAGGGAUGUGGAGGGUUGAAAGAAACGAUAAAUGCUAUUUUCGAUUAAUUGCCAUAACAUUUGUACCUAGGAGAGUAUGCUAUUACAUAAAAUGUACCUGAAGUAAAUUUCCACCAAGUAACUUUUGUUUCUCUGCAAUAUGUACAGUUUAUUUCAUAUCUGAAUUGCCAUAUCUGAAAAAAGUAUUCAUAAGGAAUCGAUUUCAGUUAUGACUUACCAUGCUGUAAAUUUCUACACAGGUUGUAUGUCUCUACUAGAUAGGGACAACUUCGUGUGGUUGUUCAGUGAUGAUUGUAAUGUAGGUAUGCUGCUAAAAUUAAAUACUAUUUUUGUGA
Molecule: messenger RNA, 1782 nt
Organism: Pecten maximus
Lineage: Eukaryota; Metazoa; Mollusca; Bivalvia; Pectinida; Pectinidae
Product: probable E3 ubiquitin-protein ligase DTX3
Exons: 4
Coding region: 164-958 (264 amino acids)
Biological process (GO): Notch signaling pathway; protein ubiquitination
Source: RefSeq, a predicted model, not a curated record